This is a messenger RNA of Adineta ricciae, 1446 nucleotides long. Lineage: Eukaryota; Metazoa; Rotifera; Eurotatoria; Adinetida; Adinetidae. The record is from the annotation of a GenBank genome assembly.
AUGAUUUCAUCAUUAUACGAGCAAAAUUUAUCAACAGAGAGCAUGAAAAUGCCGGAAACGAUAUUAAUCACUCCGAAUGAUCAACUACUAACAACAACAAUUGAAGAUAUGUAUCGACAUAUCGACGAGAGACAUCAAUCAACCGAUACAUUAUCAAAUACAAUAAAUCAAAAACAAAAGUCACUAAUAUCGGUAUAUGAUAACAAUCUUCAGCAUCAAUGCACUAGCAAGAAUUAUCCAUUAGUUGGCAUCAUCGGCCAAAAUAAACGCUCUCAAGCAUUUCGGAAGCGUCUUCUUCUGUCUGGUUUUCCUAGUCCUAUCCUAUGUGAUAUCAAUUCGGAUUCAGCAGAAUCGAAUUAUAUUUCCUAUGAAUUGUUCUAUGAAUUAUCACCUACAAUUAUUCUCAUCACGGAUGACUUAACCAUUAAUUUCGAAGAUUUAUUCCCUCAAACUAAACAGCAGUUAGUUAUUGAUACACGAGAACUUUCGCCGAGCUAUUUUUCAAGAAAAGCUCGCGCUUUACCAUUCUCGUCAAUCCCGGGUUCUUAUCGUGCUUUCGGAAAUCUCUCCGAUCAAGAAAUCGAACAUGGAACUCAACGAGCACGCGUAGCAAUCGAAGAAUAUUCACCUUCAAACCUAAUCGCAUUUAUCUACAGUUUAAAUUGUUUUCCACGCGGUAUUGAUAUUCUCGAGCAUGAAACGUACAAUCACACACAAAGAAAACUCAUUGGAAAUUGUUUAUUUCCUUUACUAGCAACAGUCUUCGUAUUUACAUUAUGUUUAAUUAUAUCAGCAACUGAACACAGUACCGACUUAAUCUAUCGGCAAGCCGGUUCAAUAACGGCAGCGACUAGUAUAACUUUAUUAGCAUUAUUAUAUCUAAUCAGACCGUUGUUGGAUAUGACUGAAUUGAUUUAUUCAUGGAUUUUGAAAUCGCAGAAUCUUCAAAAAAAUACACUACCGAAUCUACGCUUUCUUCAUCAAUGUUUUCAAUCACAAAAUUAUCUUAUUUGGUAUUCGCUUGCCUUUGCUUUACUUCAUCUAGUAUUUCUUAUGUUCUCGAAACUUGACCUUACUUCAAAUAUGUCGGUCAACAGCUUCUUUUUCGGUCUGUUUACAAUGGUUGCAUUAUGUAUUCUAUCCUGUGUUCAUUUUCCGUGGAUCAGCGAACACCUUCUUUGGAAGGAGUAUCAUUUUCUCACGUCUCAUCUCGGAUUAUUUUGCCUAUUAUUUGCUGUUAUUCAUCCUACUAUUCUUCAUUGGAAUUCGACUUCGGGUGCAUUCGAUUUGAAGGCUUUCUCCUUGAUUUUACCAAUGUUUGUCUUAAUUCUACGUUUGAUUAUCUAUGGACUAAUCUAUCCGAUACAGAAACUUAUUCAAUGGACGAAACAACGGCAAAAUCAAACAUCGAUUACGCCCACUCGAGACGCAUCUAUGUUCUUAUAA